Drosophila bipectinata is the source of this 1066-nucleotide messenger RNA. RefSeq names its product phosphoglyceromutase 78 (gene Pglym78). Gene Ontology annotation, molecular function: intramolecular phosphotransferase activity. NCBI's taxonomy places the organism in Eukaryota, Metazoa, Arthropoda, Insecta, Diptera, Drosophilidae. Gene Ontology annotation, biological process: glycolytic process. The record is from RefSeq and is a predicted model, not a curated record.
UGGAGGGCCGCUGUAGGUCAAAUUUCAGCAGAUUUUCAAUUGGAAAUCGCAGAGCAAAGCCAAUAGGCGGCUGAUUAAGAGUCCACAAUUUUCCGCAGAUUAAUCCAAACUACUAAUAAUAUGGGUGGCAAGUACAAGAUCGUGAUGGUCCGCCACGGCGAGUCCGAGUGGAACCAAAAGAAUCAGUUUUGCGGAUGGUUCGACGCUAAUCUCAGCGAGAAGGGCAAAGAGGAGGCUCUAGCCGCCGGCAAGGCUGUCAAGGAGGCCGGUCUGGAAUUCGAUGUGGCCCACACCUCGGUGCUGACCCGCGCCCAGGUGACCCUCGCCAGCAUCCUGCAGGCCAGCGGUCACAAGGAGAUCCCCAUCCAGAAGACCUGGCGUCUGAACGAGCGCCACUACGGUGGACUCACUGGCCUGAACAAGGCCGAGACGGCCGCCAAGUACGGCGAGGCUCAGGUGCAGAUCUGGCGCCGCAGCUUCGACACCCCACCACCACCAAUGGAGCCCGGACAUCCCUACUACGAGAACAUCGUCAAGGAUCCGCGUUACGCCGACGGACCCAAGCCCGAGGAGUUCCCCCAGUUUGAGUCCCUCAAGCUGACCAUCGAGCGCACACUGCCCUACUGGAACGACGUGAUCAUUCCCCAGAUGAAGGAGGGCAAGCGCAUCCUGAUCGCCGCCCACGGAAACAGCUUGCGCGGUAUCGUGAAGCAUUUAGACAACCUCUCUGAGGACGCCAUCAUGGCCCUCAACCUGCCCACGGGCAUUCCGUUCGUUUACGAGCUGGACGAGAACUUCAAGCCAGUGGUGUCGAUGCAGUUCCUCGGCGACGAGGAGACCGUCAAGAAGGCUAUUGAGGCCGUCGCCGCCCAGGGCAAGGCCAAGUAAGCUAGAGGCUAUACCAAUGGAAUCUAUCAUCCACCUCCGGCACAAAUCGAACCCAGGUCCGAUUAUCGCUUUUGUUCAAGAUAGCCAACCGUAAUCGUUGUUGUUGUUCUUUACGUAGGAGUAAUUGGUUCAUCCCCACUACAAUUAAUAAAUAAUUUAUUAUUACACACACCCACAA